Seriola aureovittata is the source of this 2709-nucleotide messenger RNA. RefSeq names its product posterior neuron-specific homeobox (gene pnx). Lineage: Eukaryota; Metazoa; Chordata; Actinopteri; Carangiformes; Carangidae. Gene Ontology annotation, biological process: regulation of DNA-templated transcription; brain development; neuron differentiation. Gene Ontology annotation, molecular function: DNA-binding transcription factor activity, RNA polymerase II-specific; DNA binding. The record is from RefSeq and is a predicted model, not a curated record. Bases 1975 to 2709 code for a protein of 244 amino acids. The transcript is spliced from 2 exons.
GUGACAUCUGCUAAUUGUCCUGAUGGGCCGGCCUCUCUCGUCCUUUCAAUGCCACUCUCUCUGUAGGUGUCUGCGGCCGGGAGCUCGCUGGCAGCUGCCACCUUUAUGACUUAUUAUACCUCCAUAAGAUCAUUUACCCCCCGACUCUGAGCCCCCGCCGACCCUCCUUUACUCUGUGAGGAGCGGCCAUUGUGUGCAUUAGGAAACUAUAAGCAGUAAUGUGGCUUUAAAGAUGGACUGUUAUCUGUAUUGGAGCAGUAAUGAAGCUGUUGGAGGGAGAUGAAUCUGACAGCAGAGCAGUUUAAACAGGGAUCUCUUCUAAUGACACGUGUGUUCAUGUUGAACUGUUACAGCUCUUGUUUCAUUAAACAAUUAACUCAAGUUUCUUUAUGUUUCCCUUUCAGCUGUUGAAGGUUUAAUAAAUGAUGUUUCACUCAGAAAGACUGAAAGAGUGAAAACAGUCAAAUAUCUCUUUAUGUUUGUUUGAUCUUUAUUUCUUUUCUUUGCACCUGGAGGAAUAAAACCUCAUUAAAACAACUUCAAUAUGUCGCAGCCAUCAAGAGGUUGUUUUUACUUCCUGUCUCAGAAACUAAUGCGAUGUAACGCCAUCAAAUAUUUCACAUUAACAAGUAAAAGUGUUUUUAAAAAGACUUUAAAGAAAUAUCUAAUGGCUCAGACAAGAGGAGGCGUUUUAUUUCAUGAUGUCUGAUUAAAUGAUCAUUAAUGAGGAACUUGUUUUUUAACCUCAUUUUAUUUUAUUGAUUUCUUCAGUUGCUGUUUCUGCUGUUGAACCCUGGGAACUCGUCAUUGUUAUUAUCAGUAUUAAUAGUUUUACUGUUGUUUGUAUUUGUCGUUAUUUUCUUGUUCCCUUCUUUUUCAAAUCAAUAAAUAAAUCCACAGUCACACAGACGAUAACUCGCUGCUUUUAUCAGUUUUAUACUGAAAACUAAAAUAUUCACUAAGAGCCGCAGCUAAAAGCCUGAAUGUGCAGCUGCACCUGAGGGACUCUGUCAGUUAUAUUAAUUACUCAUUGAUUAGUUGUUAUAAAUGUAAACCUAUAAUCAGUGACAUCUUUAAACUGUUUAGUUUUAUCCAACCAACAGUUAAAAUAUAAAAUAAUCAGUUUUUAAUGAACUUAAACAGAAACAGGCAGAAAAACUGAUUGAUAAGUGACUUUAAAUUCAAUAAUUCUUAUAUGAACUAAUAGAUUUAUUGAUUGUUUCAGUAUAAAACAACAUGCACAAAGAGCUCCAGCCAAACGCCUCAAUGUAGGCUGCAGCUGCACCUGAGUAAAUAUGUUAAUUAUAAUCUUCACUAAUUGAUUCAUUCUUAUAAAUGAGCACAAAUUGAAAUCUUUAAACGGUUCAGAGUUAAGAUAAUCCGUUUUAAUGAUCUACAACAGACACAGAUCAAAGACUGGUUGAUAAAUGACGUCAAAUUCAAUAAAUUCAUUUAAUAAAAUCAAUGAUUCUUUCCAUCAACUAAUAGAUUCAUUGAUUGUUUCAGUAAUAAAACAAUGGGCUGAAGGGCUGAGUGGGAUUUGACUCAGGACUGAGGCGGGAAGUGUCUGCAGUGAUCAGAUGGUCGAUAGCUCUCAUAAAGUUGUUCGCGGGCUUCUCAUUAAACCCCGGAGUCUUUGUGUGGAGCGAAACUUUCCCUUUGAUGAGUCCAUCAAUUAACAUCACAAGAGGCGUUCACGUGUCCUACCGGCGUAAAAUCCCACAGCGGCAAAUACUGACAACACGAACCACAAUGAGGAACACGGAGCCAAAGAAAGGGGGCACAUUUUAACCAGAUGCCCGGCAAUAAAUAACAGGCUCGGUGCCCCCCCAGCUGAGAGCGGACAUUAACAUACUGAAGUGCCGGCACGGGGGUCCAGUGGGGCCGGAGCGUGUCUGCGCAGGAGAGACAGAGGCCGGGAUUGUUCCUGAAGACGCAUCGCUUCAUUUGUGUAACUUUUUGAAUGAAAUGUAAAUGUGCAAACGCCCCGGCGGCGCGUGCACAGGCUGCGUAUAUAAAGCCCGGGGAGGGACAGGCCGACACCGACACUUCUGCUCGCGUCCUGACCGGUCCACAGGAGCUGAAAUGCAGCCAACUGCGGCCAAACUCCCGCCGAUCCGCAGAACACCUUUCUCUGUGGAGGAUAUUCUGGAUCCCACCAAGUUUACCAGGAAAAUAUUCAAUGCUGAUGACGCAACAGGGACAGGAGCUUCUGCUAAAACAGAGGAACCCGGAGAGAAGCAGCAUCAUCCGGCAGGUGAGAGCUGCAGCCCGGAGGAGCAGCUGAAGCCCCAGAGGUCAAAGGGGAAGAGCCGGCGGAUCCGCACGGCCUUCACCGUGGAGCAGCUCCACAUCCUGGAGCACAGCUUCCAGCGGUGCCACUACCUGUCGGUGCUGGAGCGUCACACCAUCGCCUCGGCGCUGCGCCUCUCCGAGACCCAGGUCAAGAUCUGGUUCCAGAACAGACGCACCAAGUGGAAGAAGGAGCGUCAGCCGGAGGAGGAGCAGGGUUUCUCCUUCUCCUCCUUCACCUCACACCAUCCUCCUGCUCCCGUCUGCCCUUCUCUGCCCUUCAGUCCUCUCUACUGCCCGCCGCGCGCUCCGCUGCAGCUCUCCGCACCGCUGCCGCUGCCGCUGCCGCUGCCGCUGCCGCUGCUGCCGCUGCCGCACCGUCCUCUUUACUUCAGGCUUCAUGGUCAGAGUCACUGA